Fusarium mangiferae is the source of this 1941-nucleotide messenger RNA. RefSeq lists its product as uncharacterized. Gene Ontology annotation, cellular component: nucleus. The record is from RefSeq and is a predicted model, not a curated record. Bases 1 to 1941 code for a protein of 646 amino acids. NCBI's taxonomy places the organism in Eukaryota, Fungi, Ascomycota, Sordariomycetes, Hypocreales, Nectriaceae. Gene Ontology annotation, molecular function: zinc ion binding; DNA-binding transcription factor activity, RNA polymerase II-specific. The transcript has 5 exons. Gene Ontology annotation, biological process: regulation of DNA-templated transcription.
AUGACAUCCACUCAGGAGCCAUUGACGCGACACGCCUGCGAGCCAUGCAGACGCAAAAAGAUGAAAUGUGAUGGCGAGAGACCUACAUGUUCGUAUUGCCUACGUCUGACGCUCCCGUGUUCUUACUUGCCAAGGGCAAAGACCAAGUCACUUACCAAGUCUAAGAGAUCAAAAGCACAUAAGCGAACGGCACAGGAGCACGCUCAAACCACGAGAUCCAACGAGCAUACUGCUACGCAUGAAUGUACCCCCGAUUACCAAUCUAUAUUACCUGCUUCCCUACCACCGCCGCAAGACACCCCUCAACAUGAGCCUGAAACCCGAAAGUUCUCACUGGAAAGGCCCCAGCCAACCCAGGAGGCCCUUGAACACUUCGUCAAAGUCUACGAAACCAACAUACACCUUCAACCUCUACCGCUAUUCAGCCUAGACAGGCUUGAGGAACGACUACUUGAGGGCCCUCAUUUCCUACUCUGGAGCUUUAUGGCUCUCACUCUGAUGUUAUCUACCCAUCCCUUCUACGAUGGUCAACGAACAGUUGCAAGAGACUUCUACACUCGAAAAGCAGAGGAAGUCUUAAGUAUUUUGGCUUCUGAAGGGGAUAUAUCACCAGAAGUCACACAGUCCCUUUGCCUUAUCGCUUUGAAGCAUCUGAACAGUCAACAAGUCACACGAGCCUGGAUGAUUGUUGGUACUGCUGCGCGACUAGAGACUUUACGAGUCCUUUCAUUUGACAACACCCCUUCUUCAACAGAUGACUCGGUGUCUCGAGCUCACUGGAGUGUUUUCAUGCUAGAACGACUUUUUGUUCCUACGAUGCCAGAUGCUUUUGGGCCUGGAGUUCCCGAUUUUCCCAUUAGCCCUCCAAAGCCCCUUGCACCUCAAUCGACACUCUCACCUGCCAUACCAGAGCGCGUACAAGCACAACCCAGAACUAUACUGAGCAGUGACCCCGGUAUCAUUGGUGUUCACUUGCGUCUUGUGUCGAUUUGGGGAAAGCUUCGGUCUUACCUACAUGGUCUACGGCGCGGUGUCACCGAAAAGCCUUGGUCACCAGACUCAGCGCAGACAAAACUUAAUAUCGAGCUGAUAGAGCACGAGGCGCUGAUUGAUUCAAGCUAUUUUCUCUCCAAGGCUCUUCUGCCAAGCCGGACUACAGCAGAAAUAUCUUCACAUCGCGAAUACUGGGAUCCGUUCAUGGCUAGCCAAAUAAUCUGGCAUGCCAUCCACGCCGUGUUAAACCACCCAUUUGUCCACUUGUUCUUGCUCAGAUCCUCUAGGGAUAUUCCGCCAUCGUGCCUCUUCCUUCAACAAAGGAUCGAUAUGGCGUUAUUUCACACUGGAUCCUUAUUUCGGAUUCUUCAAUCGUUUAUGGAUCUAAUGGAUAUAGUUGAUCCGAUGGUGGCAGACUUUGUAGCUGCAGCUGCGACAGUGUCGUGGUUCUUUCAGUUCUCAGCGGAUCCCAGGUUCUCGCGACGGGCUCGUGAAGAAUUAGAUAAAUGCGACGCGUUUCUCAGCCAUGCUGCAGUAACUUGGCCUCACGUCAACCAAAAGCUUGAGACGUUGAGGAAGCUGGAGGCACUGGCCAACGAAAACCGCCGACGGCACUCAGACGAAGGCACAAACAUCAGAUUCCAAUCCGCAUGGGUUUGGGAUCUGUUGAAUCCUAAGAUUCAGUCCACUCAGAUUGGCUCCUCACACUCCGGAUCAGGAACUAGUGGUGCCCCCGAGACAAAUCCAGAUUCUGAGAUGUAUCUCAAAAGCCAUUUUGUCAUGCCUUUGCACGACGACCAGGACUCUGGUCAGGUAAGAGAGCCAGUGGCAUCCGGUCAAGAUGGUAUGGAUUCUUUGUUUACUAUGCCUGGAGAUCUGGAUUUGUUCAAUAUCGAGUUGCUAUCACACGAAUUUUUCGAGAAUGGACUGUGGGAUCAAGGCUACUGA